Molecule: messenger RNA, 1541 nt
Organism: Fusarium verticillioides 7600
Lineage: Eukaryota; Fungi; Ascomycota; Sordariomycetes; Hypocreales; Nectriaceae
Exons: 2
Coding region: 406-1470 (354 amino acids)
Source: RefSeq, a predicted model, not a curated record
GCGGCACCUAUAUCCCGAUCCGCGGUCCUGUCUCAUAGCGGACAUGGAUACUGCAUACUUUAGGUAGCUAGGCGCAUCCCAAUCUUCAAAGCGCAUAGCCCAAACCUAGAAGCCACACCAUCGGCCCCAUCAAUCAAUGGAUAUCCCUCAGAGACAUGCGCCAAACCUUUAGGCAUUUCGUAUCCCUGGCCUAGCAAGCGCCCAGCAUCUGAGCCUCCUUCGCCUGUAGAUCCAAGGUCUAAGGUCUAAGAGAAACUAUCACGUGCCGCCUUUUGAGGCGUCAUAACUACCUCUGGUAAUCUCAACAGCCUUCAGCUCUCGGACUCGAUCCUUUCUCUCUCUAGAGCAUUGCUCUCUGUUGCUUCAACUCAUGCCACGGCCUCGGCUCGCCCAAAGCAGGCCAACAUGUCUCUUACGAGACGCACCGAUGCCACCUCCAAGUUUACGUCUUCGGGGAGAUAUACCUCAGAGGCCAUGAUAGUCAUAACCUGUGCCACUAUCUCGCUGUACAAUGGUAUCGAGCUGCUUCUCCUCAUCUUGACAUCAUCCAGGCGGCAUAACGACCUCUUCUCAUGGAGCCUUGCUGUGGCUUCUAUCGGUGUGCUGCCGUAUGCAAGUGGCUGGCUGGUUCGUUAUUUCGAUGUUAUAGGGGAUGUUGCAAAUAUGCUUAUAAACGACAUUGGCUGGAUACUCCUGACUACCGGCCAAGCUCUUGUUCUAUAUUCUCGACUCAACCUGCUCGUCAAAAGCGUCUCCAUUUUGAAGGUUACGAAAUGGAUGAUCAUCCUUAAUGCUAUCAUAUGGCACAGUGCAGUUACUGUUCUUUUAUUUGCUAUCAGCACACAGCAAAAGCUCGACCGCAACGGCGCAUUCAUCAGGGUCCAAAAGGUUCAGCUGGCAUUCUUCUGUGCUCAAGAUUUCCUGCUUUCAGGUCUUUACAUUUGGAAGACGAUGGAGAUCAUCAAGAGAAGAGAAGCUAGAAACCAGACUCCUCGAAUAAUCUGGCACCUGUUUGCCAUUAACGUGGGAAUCGUGCUAGUUGAUAUCACGCUCCUUGCCGUUGGCUUUACCAACGAUUUCCUGUGGCAACAAGGCAUCAAGGCAGUGGCCUACUCGAUAAAACUCAAGGUCGAGUUCGUUAUACUCGGGAAACUCAGCGACUACGUUCACAAAGGAGGUGAAUUGAUCAGUGCCGAACAUCCUGUGUUUGGAUUUGUAGAGAUGGAGCCUGACCCUCCGCCAAGGAAACAAUCGACACAACCUGAGGCUACCCCCGAGGCUACACAUUUAGAAAGAGGGAGGAAGCAGUCGACUAUUUCUGCUGCUGCAGAGUCAUCGCGCAACCGAGAGUUCAUGUCCGACGAGAUUGCUGCGGAUAGAAGCGAGGGUGUUAAAAGGCGUACACUGGAUAAGGGCAAAAGUAAAUGCAUGGAUGAUUGUUGCAAUACGGGCGUUUCGGCUUCAAAAUAGUACUAUACCCGAUGAUUAGUCAAUUUUUGUGAAAUCUUAAACCAUUAUAAUAUCUUGAGGCCAGUCGGUAC